ACAGGGAGGAAGGUCCAGGCUUAGUAGCAGGGAGCUUCCUGGUUGGUAAAGUCAGGCAAUGACUUCUGGGUAACCUGAGUCCUUGCUGCCCAUUAGCUGGCCGCGGAUACACCCGCUGACUGUACACAGAGGGGCACUUGGUACAUGUAACUAAAUGCAUCAGGUGCAGCAGGAGGUGUGUGCUGGGCGAGCAGCAGCUGCAGAUGAGCUGAAGGCUGCUACUGGGACAAUGCAGUGCAGAAAGAAUGUGCCAAAUACAAGUCAUUUUAGAACCAUUGCUCCAAAAAUUGCACCUAAGAUAGUAAAUCCGUGUACGCCAUCUUCAUAUGGACAUUCUCUUCCUGAUAUAGCAUUAUCGGGUAUUAGCACUAAGCCUGUAGUAAUGCCAACGCAAAAUUAUACUUUAAUGAAAGUAGCAGGCCAGGAUGGAACAUAUUCUUUUGUCGCAUUACCACAGGUUACCCAGCCAACGGGUGCACAGGUAAUGCAGACCACAAAUAUUCCGCUGCAAGAAAAUCUCAAAUUGCCAAUUCCAAGGUACCAGUCUUCUCGAAAUAAGAUUCUGCUUGAUAAAAAGGCAAAGGGGACCUCCUUGAUUAGAACUGCAGAAAAUAAAACCACGCAAGUAGACCACUAUGGUCAUGCUGAAACCAUUCAAAAGUUGCCUGUAGAGGAGAAUAUUCAGGAUGUCAGCAGCAUCUUGACCCCUGGAACUUCACCAGUGAACCAAGCUGAUGCUAUUAAAGUACAUAAAUCAAUUUCAUAUAAUGAGAAAUGUUUGCCAAAAACAUUUGGCGCCAGUAGCCCUAUAAAAGUCUGUGCAGAAGAGAUUACUAGCUUGGUAGAGAAUGGGCCCUUGAUGAGAUAUGAUAGCAAAAAAGUAACCAACUCUGCUAACUCUCUGACUGUUCUCUCACAAGUGAUGUUUGGAAGUCCAGUUUGUGUUCUCCCUUCUGUACCAAAAGGAAAACUGCCUAUUUUGCCAUAUUCUAAAACAAAAAAGGCAAUUAUUUCCAAACGCAGCCAACUUGUAGAAAAUCCUGCUGCAGUGGCAGAUUCCAAUUUCAGUAUAAAGUCAACCAGUCAUGAAACUUUUUUAAGUGAGGUUCCAAAUCCCCAUUCUAAAUUGGUGGACUCUUCCUCUCCAGCCAAUCUAUGCCUCUCUGGUACAGAAUCUGAAGCUGACCCUUUAAAAAAACCAAAUGGUGCAGCAGGAAAGAAACGAGGAAGAAAGAGGAAAUCCUCCAUUGAAAUGAUGGGCUAUCAGAAGAUGAAACUCGUCGGAAGCAAAUUCGUUUAUUGUAAAGAGAAGCUAAAAAUGCAUUCUGUAGAACCAGAGGACAAAAAAGAUGUAGCGUUAAAGAAAUACCGAAGUAUAAUGCCAAAGCCUGUGAUAGUAGGACAGAACUUGGCUACACUUGGGUCUUCUACAGCUGGGUUCCAAUCUUUUAUAACCGACAGUGGUAUUAAAAAUAAAGUACAUCAGAUAAAGCAGAACAGAGGGAAGCCAGGAGACGGUAUACUUCUGAAACAAGUUGGUGAUCUUAACAGCCUGUCUUCAGCAAUAAAGGCAUACUAUAAAUGUCACAUCUGUGAACACAGUUUUCAGUUCAAGCAUCACUUGCAAGACCACCUGAACACUCACACCAACAGAAAGCCCUACCACUGCAGGCUGUGCCGCAAGGCCUAUGUGCACUCAGGGAGCCUAAGCACUCACAUGAAGCUUCAUCAUGGCGAGAGUCGUCUCAAGAAGUUGAUGUGUUGCGAAUUCUGUGGCAAGGUGUUUGGGCACAUAAGGGUUUAUUUUGGGCAUCUUAAAGAAGUGCAUAGGGUUAUUAUCAACACCGAGACGUCCACCAAGCAGCUGGAGACAAAAGAUAUGGAUUCAAAGGGGACCCAAGAAGCAUCCCUAAUAAAGAGGGAGAGCUGCUCUGCCAGCGAAGAACACUCCAUUAAUGGACAGACAGGAGAAAUCAAAUUACAGAUAAAAUGCGGCCGCUGUCAUGUCUUUAUGCCCACAUUCUCCAACAUGAAAAAGCAUUUGUUAUUUGAACAUGGGGAAAAAUUCGAAGAUCGGUUCCAGCAAGGGGUUUUAGAGAGUCACCAUGGUGCCCAGGAGGAAGUAGUUAAAAAUGCAACACACUACUGGAAAUUACUGAAUGAAAGGCGAAAUGUCAGGUGUAGUAGUUGCGGUGAAGGAUUCCUGGGACAUAGCAAACUAAGAAAACAUACAUGUUUUUCUCAUGUAAAUGAAACAGAGCUUCUGAAACAAGAACCAUCAAGUCCUAAAGGGAAUCAAGGAGACAGUAGAAAAGAAGAUAGUUGGUUUAGCGCAUCUGGAAUUGAGGUGCGUCUAUGGUCUGGCGAUCGAUUGAACUGCAUAUUGUGCAAGCAAGUUUUUGGCGACAAAGAGGAACUGCUAACCCAUUGGCAGCAAGCACAUAACUGUGAGGACCCCUUAAUGCUUUGGGCUGUCUUUACUUCAUUGCCUGAAUCAUUUUAAAGCGAUACCAUAGCUGAACGCAGUGUUUUGUAUCCCCGUGCAGCCUGUGUUUGUGGUAAAAAAAAAGUACUGAUGUCAAAUCUGCUGCACUGUUGUUCUCAUUCACAGUGAAAUGAUUGUCUAGUACAGAUUUUAUAUGUUACAUGGCUACCUAUGAUAUUUCUGUGAAAUGUUCCAGUUCUGUUUAGGGUUUUUAUACAAUGGCUAAUCUGUUACCGAGAUAAAGUUGUGUUAAAAGUCCUGUGUUGCAAACCAAAUUCCUCAUAUUGGUGACUAGAAAACACAAGCUCUGUUUUUUUGCCUUUUUUGUGCUUUUUAGAAUUCCCAGUGUUUGCCCUGUGCUCUUCAUAUGUUUGAUAAAAUAGCCCCAGGAUUGAGAUAAAA
Messenger RNA from Xenopus laevis (African clawed frog), 2887 nucleotides. It is a transcript of the gene znf438.S, whose product is annotated as zinc finger protein 438 S homeolog. Gene Ontology annotation, cellular component: nucleus. The coding region runs from base 155 to 2503 and encodes 782 amino acids. The transcript is spliced from 3 exons. NCBI's taxonomy places the organism in Eukaryota, Metazoa, Chordata, Amphibia, Anura, Pipidae. Gene Ontology annotation, molecular function: DNA-binding transcription factor activity, RNA polymerase II-specific; RNA polymerase II transcription regulatory region sequence-specific DNA binding. Gene Ontology annotation, biological process: regulation of transcription by RNA polymerase II. The record is from RefSeq and is a predicted model, not a curated record.